CUUCCACUUGUUCGACUGUGGGCAGACCCCUUCACUUCCUUUGUCUUUGGCAUCUUCCCCUUUUAAAGAUCGUCUCUCUCUCUCUCUCUCUCUCUCUCUCUCUCUCCCUCUCUGCGUUCUGUGCUGUGAAUUAUUAUUGUUACUUGCCACCUAUCAUCUGAAAUCUCCCCCUUUGCGCUGUUCCUGAGCUGAAAGAUUUGCCCUUUUCAUACUUCUUCGAGAUUAGAUUGGUUGGAUCGGAGGAGACGCCUGAUUGAAAAAUUUGGGGUGUUCUUGGUGUCGAAAGGGAAGCAAUAUGCCUUGGUUGAGUUUAUCAAUUGAUGUUCUCCGGAAAGUAGUUCACCUUAACCUGUAUUGCAGGGUUAUUUUGUAAGCCUUUUUGUUACUUGACCAAAAUAUCGAUUCGCAGUCUCCUCUGCAUUCCCACCAAUAUGGGUUCCUCUCACUUCUUUGUAAUCUCUUCUGAAUUGUUUAUCAGCUGAAGCAUUAAAGUAGCCUUAAAUCCAGAACUUUGAUCAUUCUAUCGAUUCCCAUUCCGAAAUCUGUCGUGUCUGAACAGUAGACAAGUUCAUACUUGAUCGUUUUCCCUUGCUUCUUACCUUUCUUGCUGUCCAUCGACUCUAUUCUUUGGGUCGUGUUGUUUCUCCUAGUAAGCAGGGUGAGUAAUUUUCUUGGGUCGAAAGAAGUUAUGGUUUGCCAAGCAGCUAGUCAAACAAGAUUCCGAGCAUUGAAGCAUGAGAAUGGGAUUGCUGGGAGACCUACUAUUAUAGUUAGAGUUAUUGCUUGUUUCCAACCUCUACAGGAUUGCCAGGCUGAGUACUUCCGUCAUUUGCUUAAACCUGUCACGUAAAUUAGCCAUCUUCUGCGAUCCUAAAUUCAGCUGCCAAUUUUUUAGUAUUUUGUUUGUAUUCCCAGUUCCAAAAAGCGUCUGCGCAUAACCAGUACUUAUCGUGAGGUAAUUAUUUUGUGGUUGGAUGGUAAAGGCCGGGGAUUCUUGGGUCUUUGAGUAUCCUCCCACUUGGAAGCCACCCGAUCUGAAUGGCAAGGGCGCCUCGCUUCAGCCCAAAAAACAAGGACUAAUGACAUCAUAUGUGAAUCCUGGCUCUCCCUUUUCUCCUUCACUUGUGAAACUCCCAGGAUUCGCAGUUUCAGGCAUUCCAAACUUGAACAUUCAUCACACAGGUGCACCUGCUGGCUCGAUUCAUUGCUUGCCCUCUCAUUUACAGGCUGUUCCUCCCACCUUAGACCCGGUGAAAGAAAAUGCAUCAUUAGUCUCUCAUGAAUCUGGUGGGAACAACCCAACCCUAAGUUCUUUUGGAAAGAGAUAUCUUGUAUUUGAUCAGUCCGAGAAGGGAACGAGGUUGAUCUAUGGCCCUUCUAGCCCUCUAUUCCAGAAGUCAGAAGUUCUCCGGAGGAAACCAUAUGGCAACUUGCCUUUGGAUAAGGGAGAGCAGCCUACAAAUCUGACUCGAUUCGGUCUGGUUAACCCAAUUUUUCAGGAAGAGUCUGGUGAGAAUUAUGUCAGUGGGGAAGAAAGUGAGAUGCAUGAAGAUACUGAAGAAAUUAAUGCAUUACUUUACUCAGAUGAUGAUGAUGAUUAUGAUGAAGAAAAUGGGGAUGAGGAAGAUGAAGUCACAAGCACGGGACACACACCAAGUUUGCUUGUGCAAUGUUGUGGGAAGCGUGAUGAAGUAGGGCACACAUUGGACGAGGUUGGAAGUGCCGGCCGCCUCAACAAGAGGCAGAAAGUGAUUGGCGGUGAAUACAACUGCUCUAAUUUACUGACUACGGGGACUCCACCCUUAAAGUUAGGCACUUCUAAUGAGAAUGAGAGCGAUGCUGAUUCCAGCUGUAUAAGGAGCCAGGCCAAAGGAGAGGAGAAAGUUCCUGUCUUCGGUGGUGAGUUGUCUAAGAAGGAUGAGAUCCGUCAAACGAUGAAAAUUCUUGAGGGCAUUGUUCCCAGUGCUGAGGGCAAGGACCCAGUCGUCAUCCUCGAUGAGGCUAUUAAGUACCUGAAGACCAUGAAGCUCAAAGCCAAAGUUCUCGGAAUGAGCUUCCACUAAGUCGUGAUUUACCGCUUCAUCGGUUGGAAGAUAAGAAACAUGGAAAGCUAUUGGUACGAGUAACGACCUUUUCGGUUUUCUUGCUCUUGGUGGUACAUGAAUAAUCUCAGUGUGAAUUUGCUGUAGUGGGGUCCUUUCCUUCCUUUUUCUUCCAUGCACGCAUAUUGGGCUAAUAAAGGAACAAUGAAUGAGGAAGAUAUUGCCCAUUGCUUGAGGAGGAAAAGAAAAGGAGAGGUUCUUGAUUGUUGACUGGUAUGAUUAUCUUUGCUUUCUUUUGGCUUUUUGGGGGGGUGAUAAAGGAGGAGAGAGUUGAAGGCAUGGGAGGUGGAAGGUGGUGUUCUGAGCUGUAAAAUGAGGACCCCUCUCCCACCUUUUCUGCUCCAGUGCUGAUGAGAAGCUCUAAUGGAAAUUUGGUGCACGCGUGUUAGGUAACUUUGGCCCCACCCCGCGCCCCUUCUUUUUUAUCCUUUUCGUCCUACGCUUUUGUUCGCUCGCCUGUAAGGAAAGAAAGACACCCUUUUACCAUGUCCGGUUUGGAGGAAUAGUAUGGGCUCGGAAUGGAGCCACACCAUGUCAGCUGCGGUUGCUUUGUGUAACAAUUCCGUUCUGUUCCCUCUCCAUUCCAUCGUACCUGUUGGGUUCGUACGUAUUGUGUGUGUGUGUGUGUGUGCAGUGAGAGAUUCUUGUAUGAGUCAAUAAUGGAUGGAUGACUGCUUGUGGAUUGGUGACAGGGACAAAGCUAUGAGUGCUGUAGUGUGUUUUGUGUGUUGUCUUUUGGGUUGUUCGUUUCUUCCCAAGCUUUUUACUGUUUUCCUGUGAUGUGUGUGGUUUGUCUGUAUCUUUGCAUCUUCGUUGCAUGCGUCUGCUUUAAUGAGAAAGUGAUGUGUGUGCGAAUC
Molecule: messenger RNA, 2959 nt
Organism: Punica granatum (pomegranate)
Lineage: Eukaryota; Viridiplantae; Streptophyta; Magnoliopsida; Myrtales; Lythraceae
Source: RefSeq, a predicted model, not a curated record